Messenger RNA from Ipomoea nil (Japanese morning glory), 1714 nucleotides. RefSeq names its product probable fucosyltransferase 8. Gene Ontology annotation, molecular function: galactoside 2-alpha-L-fucosyltransferase activity. Gene Ontology annotation, biological process: cell wall biogenesis; xyloglucan biosynthetic process. The transcript has a single exon. Gene Ontology annotation, cellular component: Golgi apparatus; membrane. NCBI's taxonomy places the organism in Eukaryota, Viridiplantae, Streptophyta, Magnoliopsida, Solanales, Convolvulaceae. The record is from RefSeq and is a predicted model, not a curated record. The coding region runs from base 1 to 1686 and encodes 561 amino acids.
AUGAAACCCUACAAGAAUUGGUCCGAUCAUCACCACCAAAACAAGAUCGCCGCCGGAAACUGCAAACGUGGGCUGCCGCUGCUGCUACCGGCGGGGAUUCUGGUCGCUUUGUUGAUGAACCUAACGGGGCUACUGCUUUUCCUCUUCACCAUACCCAAAGAACCAAAGCUUUUCUAUGGCUUCUCCGCCAUGGCCGCCAAUAAUGCUGGAAGCGAUAAUAAAAACGGGGCGCCAAAAUUGGAUAGGCCUCUCGGCGGGCUUUUGCAUUCUGGGUUUGAUGAAGGAUCGUGUUUAAGUAGGUAUGAAUCUGUGGAGUAUCUCAAGGAACUAAAGCGGCAGCCUUCUUCUUCCCUGAUCUCCAGGUUACGAAGCUAUGAAGCUCUUCACCGCCGCUGCGGGCCCCACACAGAAGCGUAUAACAAAACCGUCCAACUCUUCGCGUCGGGAAAACAUCAUCGGUUCGCCGACGACGUCGUCGGCGGCGAAGAAUGUAAGUAUGUGGUCUGGGUACCUUUUAGUGGACUGGGAAACAGAAUCCUCACUAUGACUUCGGCUUUUCUAUACGCCAUUCUUACCGGCAGAGUCCUCCUCGUUGAUCCUCUUAAUCACACGCCGGAUCUCUUCUGCGAGCCGUUCCCCGGAACUUCAUGGGUUCUGCCGGAAGAUAAUCCGCUUACUAAGGAUUACUUCUACAGAUAUAGUCACAACUCGUCUUUUAGUUAUGGGGGUAUGGUGAAGAACAAUUUGAUUAACAGGUUAAACGUGUCUGAAAGGCCACCCAGCUACAUCCAUCUCAGUCUCACAUAUGUAAUGGAUCAGUACGAUGAACUGUUCUUCAAAGAUGAAGAUCAAAUAUUUCUGCAGAAAAUUCCAUGGCUAUCUAUAACGUCAGACGAGUAUUUCCUCCCAUCUCUUUUCUUGAUGCCAAUUUUCCAGAAAGAUCUGGAUAAGAUGUUCCCCGAGAAAGACGCCGUGUUCCACCUCCUCGGACGGUACCUGUUUCAUCCCGCAAAUCCGGUCUGGGGGCUAAUUACAAGAUACCAUAAGGCUUACCUGGCCGGAGCCGAUGAGAAGAUAGGAAUUCAAGUCAGAGUGUUUGAAGGAGGCCCAUUUGACCAUGUUCUAAACCAGAUAGUAAAAUGUACAACGGAAGAGAAAAUAUUGCCGCCGCCAUUAAUCAAAAAUCAAGAAAAUCCCACACCCAAACCCAACAAGACGACAACAAAAGUUGUGCUUAUAACAUCUCUGAGUUCAUGGUACGCAGAUGUGAUUCGAGACAUGUAUUUGUUGUAUCCAACGUUGUCAGGCGAGGUGAUCCGAGUUCUCCAGCCGAGUCACGAAGAAUACCAGAAAACCUGGGAUGAAUUUCACUACAUAAAAUCAUUGGCAGAAAUGUAUCUUCUGGGGAUGAGUGAUAGAUUGGUGACAAGUGGAUGGUCAACUUUUGGAUAUGUAGCUCAGGGUCUUGGAGGUUUGCGGUCAUGGGUUUUGUAUAAGCCGGAGAAUUUUACUGUUCCUGAUCCGCCAUGCCAACCAGUCAUCUCCAUGGAACCGUGCUUUCAUCUUCCUCCUUUAGAUCACACCAUGACGGUUGUUCCUUAUGUAAGACCUUGUGAAGAUAGAAUUAGGGGUCUUAAGCUCUAUCCGGAUAACCAAACAGUAUUGAAAAACAUUCUUAAUUCUUAAAUUAGAGUCAAUAGUCAACGAAUUGCUA